Molecule: messenger RNA, 1647 nt
Organism: Phragmites australis (common reed)
Lineage: Eukaryota; Viridiplantae; Streptophyta; Magnoliopsida; Poales; Poaceae
Product: protein YABBY 4-like
Exons: 7
Coding region: 548-1312 (254 amino acids)
Biological process (GO): cell fate commitment; fruit development; regulation of leaf development
Cellular component (GO): nucleus
Source: RefSeq, a predicted model, not a curated record
GCUAGUAUAGCUUUCCCAUCUCACCAAUCCACGCUUUGUCCACAGACAUACGUCCUCCGCGCGCGCCCGUUAGUUACCCACACCACACCGGCCUCCUCGUCCCUGACCCUGCCCGCCUUUCCCUCUGCUCGCGGCAAGAUCCACAUGCAGUAGUAGCCUUGUAGGAGCUGGCUUUGCUGUGUUGUUUCGGCUUUCAAAUCAGGAACAACGACAGAUCCGAGGCUUUCUCGAAUCGGGCAGGUCUAUCAAAUCGCAAGUUUGGCAGCCCAGGCAGCUACCCAUCAAAUCAAAGGGGACCAAAAGGACAUCCCUGGCUCCUGGCUCCUCUCCUGCUAGUCGUAUAAAAUUUCUCUUUCCACACCGCUCUCUACCUUCCUAGCUUCCUCGAUCUCUCGCUCCAGCAAGCUUCGUUUCGAUCCAUUCCUUACCCUAGCUAGAUCGUGUAAGGCGCGAGACGCCACACGCACUUUUAAGGAGCACUCCUUGUGGAUCGACAGCUUCGGCGCGUCAGGUGGGAUCGAGCUGCUACAUUCGGUUGGUGGAAAUCAUGAUGUCGUCUUCGUCCUCGUCGUCGGCCGCCUUCCCGCUGGACCACCUCGCGCCGUCCCCCACCGAGCAGCUCUGCUACGUGCACUGCAACUGCUGCGACACCAUCCUCGCUGUCGGCGUGCCGUGCAGCAGUCUGUUCAAGACGGUGACCGUGCGCUGCGGCCACUGCGCCAACCUGCUCUCCGUCAACCUCCGGGGCCUCCUGCUCCCGCCCGCGGCGCCUCCGGUCAACCAGCUCAACUUCGGCAACUCCUUGCUCUCCCCCACAUCCCCCCAUGGCCUCUUGGACGAGUUCGCGCUCCAGACGCCGAGCCUACUGCUGGAGCAGGCGAGCGCCAACCUGAGCGGUGCCACGGGCCGCAGCAACAGUAGCUGCGCCAGCAACCUGCCGGCUGCGCUGAUGCCAGCAGCGAACACCGUGCAGCAGGAGCCCGAGCUACCGAAGAGCGCCCCUUCGGUGAACAGGCCUCCGGAGAAGCGGCAGAGGGUCCCGUCGGCGUACAACCGGUUUAUCAAGGACGAGAUCCAGCGCAUCAAGGCCGGCAACCCGGACAUCACCCACCGGGAGGCGUUCAGCGCAGCCGCAAAGAAUUGGGCCCAUUUCCCGCACAUCCAUUUCGGCCUCAUGCCGGAUCAGGGCCUCAAGAAGACCUUCAAGCCUCAGGAUGGCGCUGAAGACAUGCUUCUCAAGGAUGGUCUCUAUGCCGCGGCAGCCGCCGCCGCAGCAGCUGCAGCAGCCAACAUGGGCGUCACUCCGUUCUAGCUAGUCAUGCAUGCUCUCCGUCAGCCUCCAAGUUCUUGGCACGCAAUGCCCGUCGCCCUUUUGUGUGCCGCGCUCUAGGGUUUCGCCUCAGAUCUUGAUCUCAAUAUCGCGUGUCGUUUAGCUAGAGUACUUUUCAGUUUGGGGGUAGAAAUAAUGGAGAAUCGAGUUACAGUACCUAGGUUUCUUAUGAUCCUCUAGGAGUCUAGGUACAGACUUGUCUUCUCUCUGUUUCCAUCUCCUUUUGUUCUUUUUGCUGUUUUUUCCGUUCUUGUUUUUGUUCCUGGACCUCUUACUCCCUUUCACCUGUAGAGAAGUCGUUGUGUUUCCUGCCUGAA